This is a messenger RNA of Geosmithia morbida, 288 nucleotides long. RefSeq lists its product as uncharacterized. The coding region runs from base 1 to 288 and encodes 95 amino acids. NCBI's taxonomy places the organism in Eukaryota, Fungi, Ascomycota, Sordariomycetes, Hypocreales, Bionectriaceae. The transcript is spliced from 2 exons. The record is from RefSeq and is a predicted model, not a curated record.
AUGGCCUGGCACUGGUGGGCCUUGAGGGCCAUCCAAACAAUGGAAGACCGCAUUGUCGAGCUCAUCCUCCGUCGUCCGGGAUUCCACCGUGCUGUCGGCCGUAUCCACCGCACCAUCCACGAUCGCCAGUACGGGAGGAAUCCCAACGAGCCACUCUACCAGGGUGAAGCGACGGCCGAUCCCGACUCCUCCCGCACCUCGUUUCUGAAGCACUUUGGCGCCGAGAUACGCAACCAGAUUCGUGGGAAACCGUCCGACAUAGCCGAGCAGACGACCAAGAAAAAGUGA